AUGAGUCAACGCGAGAUCGGAACCACGGAAAAGUUGGUGUUCUAUGAGUUUGCCUGGCCACUCUUGGGCGCCGUUUUCGGGGUGAACCUGUACAGGAUCAUCCUGGAGCUUUUGGCCCACAUCCUGCUGAUCGUAGUAGCCGUGGUGGUGGCCAUAAAGGCCUCGGGAAUGGAUGACCAUCGCAGCGGCCAGCACGCCCUGUACGCCGUCUUGGGACUGUUUCUGUGCAUGGGUGAAUCUCUGCUGGUGUGCCACUCCUGGUGGCUGGGCGACUUCAUCUCCAGAAAGCGGCUCAAUCUGCUACACAUGGUGCUGGGAAUUGUGGGACUUUGGCUGGGAUCGGUGGGGAUUUUCCUGAAGAGCAUAUUCAAGAGCAAGACACGCGAGCCGCACUUUAGUUCCAAACAUGGUUUGUGUGGCCUCUUGGGCCUCCUGCUCUUCGGUGGGACCCUGGCCAGUGGGUUCGCCCUGAUGUACUUCACCCACCUGGCUCUGCACGUUCCCCACCGACUGAUGGGUCUGUGCGGCUUCCUGCUCCUCUCGUUCAGCCAGUGGUUCGCCCUUAAUUUGGGAUUCGCCCGUCGGGAGUGGAGUGGCCAAAGCAUUAAGUGGCUCAAGAUCGCCACCCUGGGCGCCACCAUUUCAGUGGUUGGCUACGAGCUCCUCUGCCUCUGUGGCGACAUUGUCCAUUUGCUGCCCAAUAUCUGGUUCAAAGCAAUGGGACUAAAGAUUGAUGGCCUUGAUAAUUAG
Molecule: messenger RNA, 750 nt
Organism: Drosophila erecta
Lineage: Eukaryota; Metazoa; Arthropoda; Insecta; Diptera; Drosophilidae
Product: cytochrome b561 domain-containing protein 2
Exons: 1
Coding region: 1-750 (249 amino acids)
Molecular function (GO): transmembrane monodehydroascorbate reductase activity
Source: RefSeq, a predicted model, not a curated record